Molecule: messenger RNA, 1224 nt
Organism: Diaporthe citri
Lineage: Eukaryota; Fungi; Ascomycota; Sordariomycetes; Diaporthales; Diaporthaceae
Exons: 2
Coding region: 1-1224 (407 amino acids)
Source: RefSeq, a predicted model, not a curated record
AUGGCAGCGGCAACAUUAGCAGAGAUGGAGAAGGCCGCGUGCUGUAUGAUUCAGGUCAUUAAGGACACACCCGACCUGAGGGCCACGAAACUGGCUAUUUCCGGAGACAUGGCCCUCCGGAAAUACCUGCCGGAAUAUGGGCACCAAAACGCAGGAGCAAGUCACCCCAGAGGCUUUGUGCAAAGCAUUGAUCUUAUUGUCAACUCGUCCACCUCGGCCAGCCUGCUGAGGAAGAAGCUGUUGCAGCACCCGAUGUCUCCGGUCGUCGAGUCAUCGCAGCUCCUGUACUACCAGACCACCUCACCGCCAACCUCACCGCCAGCGACUGCCUCAAAGCCAGGGCCUGCAUCGCCGGCAUCGGGCUUCGAGGUCCGCAUCACGCCCGAGAUGCUCUGCCCUUUCCUCCCCAGCGCAGCAAAGCCAGCCAGUGAGAUCCAGCCCACUCCCGAGCAGCUGCCCUACAUCUCGCUGGAGGACCUGAUCGUCUUCAAGAUGGACGCGUGCGGCCUGCGCGACUCGACCCAGAGCAAGCAGAACGAAGUGCGGCACGCGGCAGCACUACUCGAGCUGGCGACCGAGCACAGCGCCCUGUCGCUCAACGACGACCAGGCACGCAUGGUUGAGGAGAGCUUGGCCGACGUGCUCCGCCACGCCGCACCCGACAAGCAGUCCAAGGCGUGGUGGCAGUCCCGGCUGAACGGCACCUGCGACCCGGACGCGCGCAAGCCGGCAAAGGAGGUCCUCACCGACCUGCUCGAGAACAUGAGCCUGGACGAGGCGGCCAAGAAGUCGCCCUCCGAGGCCGGGCCGCGCGGCAUCCUCGGCCGGACGUCCAGCUCGAGCUCCAAGACGUCCCUCACCUCGCUGACCUCGGCGUCGUCGGCCAACUCGCCCAUGAGCCCGACCACGCCCUCCUUCCCGCCGCCGCACUCGCGCACCGCCUCCAAGGACCUCAACAUCCUGCCGCCGACCGGGCCCAUGAGGCCCAGGAAGUUCAGCACCUCCCAGAACAGCCCCGUCAAGAUGUCCCACUCCCGCAAGAAGAGCGUCGACCAGGGGAGGCCCGCCCGCCACAGCCAGAUCCUGGGCAGCCUGCCCAGCGGCAACAUCGCCCACAACACCCUCCUCGACGACGGCCUCCACGCUUCCCCCGGGCUGGCCCUGACCGCGAGGUUCGAGUCCACUCCUGAGGAUGGCAAGCUCGUCACCGGUUCAUACUUCUGA